AUGGUCCAAGAGUUCCAUCGUGAGCCGUACCCCCGGCAAUGGCAUUCAGAGCGGUUUACCAUCGACCCUCCGCCCCCCGAGGAUGGCCGAUACCACGAAUCCCGUGACGCCCGUAGACCUCCGAUUGAUAUUGAGAAGGCUCUGCGUGACCAUUGCAACAUCCCAGCUAAGAAGUUCUUCAUGGUAGCUGUGCUGGAUGACGGGUCCACGGAGGUGUUUGGCAACACGGGGGAGAGACAUCAACCCAACGGUUACAGCAAGUUUUUCAGCUUGAAAAACUUUGUGCGCCAUGUCAAUCACGUCAGUGGUGCACGGCCAGUUGCUACUCCCCUACAUGACGAAUCCGAGUUCAGUCUCGAAGGCGACAGUUACCGACAGUCACUUGGCGGUUAUGGGCCCCGGACGCAAGAUCGUCGCCGACUUGGAGGCGACGUUUUCGACGAGGACAACAGCUACAAAACACGCAAGAGACACCGAGCUGGAAUGGGGGCUGGUUAUCGGAGAGCCGCUAACGAUGACGACGAUGUCGCGAUUGUGGUUACGUCAAAUACGAAGAAGACGCUCAAGGUUGGCGAUCAUAAGGAGGUGUGGAAUCUGUACGAACAACGAUUCAAAAACUGUCAGCAAACGGCCUGCAAGCUCAUCGCCAAGGCUUGGGUCAAGGUUGUCGAGCCUAAAAAGCAGACGAAUCACCCGUACACUGGCCAGGAUGAGAAGGCUCCGGACUGGUGGCCGAAGCCAUGGGGCCCAACAAAGGAAGAGAAAGUCAGGCACAAGGAGCCUGAUCAUCUCUACAAGCGAGAGCGAGUUCAUCUCUUGUGCCACAUCCUUCGAAUGAUUGUAGAGCCACCCGAGAAUCAGCACCCAGCCAUUCGCAAAAUGAACCUGAACGUCCAAAAGCUAGAAGACGCCACCACAGAGGCCAUGUCGGCUUUCUUCUCGGAUAAGGAGAACAAGCUGAACGCGAAGAAGAAGCCAUACCUUGACGAAAUUUUCAAGGUGGCCAAGGCGGAGGAGAGAUACAAAAACGGCGAAAUUGACGCCGACACGCAGGUUUUCGUAAUGUCCGAGGACAAGUUUCCCGAGAACUACCCGUCUGACAACGAAGACAAUGGUUUCGUCAAAGAGGAAGACGAGCACCCCUCCAUCACGUCGAGUGUGUCGCCAUCGAAGACGGGAGCGCCGCACGACCUCCUGCACACGUCCAGCAGCGAUCACAGUCCGGCGGGGCAUAUACACGGAAGCGCUUACAUGAGCGAGAUGCCGAUGCGUAACCAGCAGUACUCGACGCAGAUGCUACCCUCGAACAUACCAUCCGAUCACCAUUUUGUGGAGAGCAACAACAUCCACCCGCCCGGCAUGCCGCUUCAAGAUCUGGUACCGGCAUCUCAUGAUCCUCAUCGACGACCUUCGAUGUACACGUCUCCCACGGAAUAUUCCAACGCUACCUCCGCAGGAAUGUAUACACAGCCGUGGCAAGGAGGAACAGCUGCUCCUGGUGGCAACUCGGUCUACUCUUUCACCCCACAACAGCCGGGGCCGUCACAAGGACACUUUGCCAACCCUAGUGUGCCAAUGGCCCAAAACCAGUACAUACCGUAUGACAACAUGUCGCGCGGUGGUUUUGACUCGGUGUUUAGGCCCGUGAGCGCCAGCCAGACGCCCGUGCCGAACUCUCAGAAUUUUCCAGCCUACCUACCUACCGAUGCACGAGGAAUUUCUGGCCCAGGAGGAAAACCCGAACCGCUUGCACGAGGGCAGAUGCAUUGA
Molecule: messenger RNA, 1770 nt
Organism: Colletotrichum higginsianum IMI 349063
Lineage: Eukaryota; Fungi; Ascomycota; Sordariomycetes; Glomerellales; Glomerellaceae
Product: Ydr124wp-like protein
Exons: 5
Coding region: 1-1770 (589 amino acids)
Source: RefSeq, a predicted model, not a curated record